CGACCGCCUGCCUCCAUUUUGUACCGACUCCUGAAUUUCCGGGAUAUCGUAGAACUGGGUUCGCUCAAACCCGGUGAUCCAGUAGAGACACAUUAUCGCCCAUUAUAACUGGGCAACAUUAUUGGGAAAAUGAAUCUGUGAAUAUUUCUGUUUACGUCUAUUUUUCCGCUGUGACCUACUUGGAAUAACUUUACAGGGUUGGCAAUAACCAGCCGUCAGCAUGACAGCGGACAACAAGAAGUUCUCUCCGGUUUAACGUUAGUUACUCAGUUACUAGUUUUUAUUCGGUGGCGGGUCAGAAAGCAAGUCAUCGACGAAAGAUCAACUUGUAACUGCAUUACAUUUCAUAUUGUUUCGGACAUAAACUCAAACAGACAGAGCUUUUGUGUGUAAAUCAAAUCAACAAACGAAGAUUAACGUGACUGCUGUAGUCUUCAGAAUUCACCAACAUGCCCGUUCCUCCUCCCCCUCCACCCGGACCUCCACCACCCCCAACUUUCAGCCAGGCAAACACAGUUCCUCCCAAAAUUAGCCGAGAUGAAGCCAAAGGAAGAGGAGCUCUGCUGUCAGACAUUUGCAAAGGCGCCAGACUGAAGAAAGUGGCUGCAGUCAAUGACAGAAGUGCACCUAUAAUUGAAAAACCUGGAGGUCGAGGUGGCGCCAGUGGUGGCAUUGGAGCAGGUGGUGGUGGUGGUGGUGGUGGUGGUUCUGGGCCAAAGCCCAUGGGAGGGUUGUUCAGUGCAGGAGUGCCUAAACUACGACCAGUUGGAGACGGCACUGUUGGAAGGUCAGCACUGCAGCCACCUGGCUCACGCCCAGCAAUACCCCGUGUCGCAAGUCAUUCCGAGCUGGAUGGAUCUUCACGUAGUAGUGAAGGAGAUCGUACUUCAGCUCCUGAGCAGUCGCGAAACAAUCGACCCUUACCGCCAGACGCUCCCAAACCAUCUCAUGUCAACACAAAACCUAGCAGCUCUGCUCCACCUCCACCUCCGCCAUUCAAUCGCGGUGGCAACCGUGGACCCUCCUCAAACCAACAGAGUUCUGGGUCUUCCUCUCAGAGUCGUGACAAACACUUUCCAUCUCCACAUCCAAGCAAGGGGGGGCCUCCUCCGCCACCAUCUUCUGCCCGUGACGGACCUCCUAGACACCCCCCAGGAUCUUCUCGCACCUCUUCAUCCACAGUCUCCUCCAGUGCUCCCCCACCCCCACCUCCCUACAGACAGUCACCUAAUGUUUCCAAUGGUGAGCUAGCUCCUGAGUUACCACAGAGGCGAAACUCGCUGAACAAGAAAAGCCAUCCCAAUGCUCACGUCCGUGGACAAGCACCUCCUCCUCCACCCUCUUCCCAACAGAACCGAAGACCACCACCACCAGCACGUGAACCGUUACUGCGCACCACAGCUCCUCAGGCUCCCCCUUCUGGGGCUCGUAAUGGGGUUCGGGAUACACCACCUCCACCACCCCCUUACCGGUUACAAACUGAAGCCCCCAGUCGAGGGAAACCCCCUCCUCUCUCCUCUGCUGGACGGCAGCCUUCUGGACACGCACCUCCUCCACCUCCACCAAUCCGCAAUGGGCAUACAUCUCAUCAUUCUAGGUCACCUUCUGAUGAUUUUGAAUCCAAGUACUCCUUCCACUCCAUACAAGACCUGCCCCCUCCAGAAGAAUAUAGACCGUUCCAGAAGAUCUAUCCCAGCAAAACCAACAGAGGUACUGUAAGGGGUGCACCUCCUUUGCCUCCUCCUGUGCGAUGAACAUCAUUCAGGGAAGACAAGGACCAAAUUGAGAUGACACACACACACACAUACAUAUAUAUUGACCAAAUACUGUGUAUAUUUGUACCACGCAAACAAUAAUUAUUCAUACGAAACACUACUUAUAUAAAAUCAUUCCUAGGACAACACUAUGUAUCAACACUCUUAUCCAAACCACUUGAGAAUGCUGUACUUCUAGACACUGUGCAAUAUCCCUGUGCUGCCUAGAAAUCGCACCUUCUAAUACUGUGCCUUAUGACGGGCACAGUGUUGUGACCAAAACAGAGCAAACGACUCAACUUACAAUGGGGUUGAAUGCAUAUAUUCCACCUCUCCUAUAAAGCUACCAAAGUUUAAGAGUUAUAGUUUUAAUAAAUAAGAAAAUGUGUAGCACUUGUAGAUUAUUGAUGUCUAUACAUAUAAGACAGGAUUCUGAGACACUUGACAAUCAAUCUAUUACGUAUCAUAUUAUGUUAUUGUUACUGUAUUUUGUUCUAAUUCUAUUUUUAUCUAGAAUAGUGUCCAAGAGGAAGUUUCAUUGAAAUGCAAGUGUUUGCUUACACUACAAAAGCUAUGAAAUGGUUUCUUCUUUCAAACCGUGGCCACACUACAUUAGGGAACAUUAGCCACCCAUCACUACUUACUUUCUCAGUUAUUUUGUGAAAACUAUGAGUAGUUCAUUGAACAUCUCAGUAUGUGUGAAUGACAAUACUUGUUUUACUGACGUUUGUUCGCUUCACCUCUGUAAAGGGAACUUUGUUUUUGUUUAAUAUUGACCAAAUAUGAAUGAAGUGCCAGAGGUUCUGACAAAUACUUACAUGGUGAUCUGUGUGUAUUUUUGGAACUGUAUACAGGUCUAUGCAAUUCUAUAGUGCCAUCAUGUGGCUUAUUUGCACCAUUUCUUCUACUGGGUACCAUGUUUUUAAGGUGAUUUAUACGUUGCCUUUUUUAAUAGUUUUUGUUUCAAACCUAAGCUGAAUUUUAGGACGUACAUUUGAAUAGAUUUUGUAUACAACACUCGCGAAAACGGACGUUUUACAAGGGAUUUAUUUUAAUUGUGUGACAUUUAAAGUCGAGUAACAUGAACUCUUAACAUUGUCACGUGUCCAGGCACUUUCUGGAUGUUAACUUUAGAAGUAAUGUUUGGGGAUUUGGUGACCUUUUAUUCUGAUAUGUGACUGUCAUUUUAUCGCUUGUUUAUAAUUGUGUUAAAAGUUAUGUUAAUAUGAUGCAUUUGAAAUAAUAAAAAGGUUAUGGGAAAUUUA
This is a messenger RNA of Paramisgurnus dabryanus, 3019 nucleotides long. RefSeq names its product WAS/WASL interacting protein family, member 2a (gene wipf2a). Gene Ontology annotation, molecular function: actin binding. The record is from RefSeq and is a predicted model, not a curated record. NCBI's taxonomy places the organism in Eukaryota, Metazoa, Chordata, Actinopteri, Cypriniformes, Cobitidae.